Molecule: messenger RNA, 1329 nt
Organism: Lotus japonicus
Lineage: Eukaryota; Viridiplantae; Streptophyta; Magnoliopsida; Fabales; Fabaceae
Product: probable purine permease 4
Exons: 1
Coding region: 60-1238 (392 amino acids)
Cellular component (GO): membrane
Molecular function (GO): purine nucleoside transmembrane transporter activity
Source: RefSeq, a predicted model, not a curated record
CAUAGAGCUUACAUCACUGGCCCCCACCACAUCAUCAUCAUCAUCAUCAAUCUCUCAGCAUGAUGAAGAAUAACCAUGGUGACAUUGAAUCCUUUGAUCAAGAAGGUGGAGAGGAAGCACAUCUUGAUCCACCAUCAAUGCACCUCCAUGAAAAAGAUGAAAAGUCCAUCAAGAACAAGAGGUACAUGCUCCUUUUAGUGAUCAAUUACAUUUCUCUCUUUGUGGGCUCUGUUUCUUCAAGUUUGCUCUCCAAAUACUACUUCAUCCACAAAGGUUCUAGCAGAUGGGUCUCAACUUGGGUCCAAUCUGCAGGCUUUCCUCUCUUAAUCAUCCCAAUUUAUCUCCCUUAUCUCCUGAAAUUCAACCAGAGAAAACCCUUCUCUGAUUUCAACAAAAAGAUGCUAACAUUAUCAAUCUCAAUUGGUGUCAUGUUAGGAUUCAACAACCUUCUAUUCUCUUGGGGAAACUCAUAUCUCCCUGUUUCAACCUCUGCCCUUUUGCUAUCCACCCAACUAGUUUUCACUCUUAUUCUCUCUGCCAUCAUGGUGAAUCAAAAAAUCACAUUCUUAAACCUUAACUGUGUGAUUCUUCUCACCUUAGGCUCUGUCCUUCUAGCAUUAGAUUCCAGUCAUAAUGUGAAACCAAAUGAGGUAACAAAAAAGGAGUAUUUUGUUGGGUUCAUUUGCACAAUUGGUGCAGGGUUGUUGUUUGCUCUGUAUUUACCAGUGAUGGAGAAGAUUUACAAGGAGGUGCAUUGUUAUGAGAUGGUGAUGGAAAUGCAGCUUGUGAUGGAGAUUACAGCAACAGCAUUGGCCACAUUGGGAAUGGCAUUUAAUGGUGGAUUUUCUCAGAUGAAAGAAGAGGGACAUAGAGUGUUUGAUAAGGGGAACUCUGUUUACUGGGUGAGUGUGGUGGCUAAUGUGGUUACAUGGCAGUUUUGCUUCAUGGGGGCUGCAGGGAUGGUGUUCCUGACAUCUGCGUUGACCGGAGGGAUAUGCACGACGGCGUUGAUAUCGAUGAAUGUGUUCGGAGGGGUGGUGGUGUUCAGAGAAGGGUUUAGUGGUGUGAAGGGUGUGUCCACUGUUCUGUGCUUGUGGGGGUUCUGCUCUUAUGUUUAUGGCAUGUAUGUUAAGAUGGUGCUGCAACAGAGAGAUCAAGUGAGGAAGAACAUGAAUGGGUUGUCAUCCACUGAAAUGAUCCAUAUCGUUAAUCAUCCAGUUACUACUGAAAUGUAUUAGUCAUUUCACUCAUUCAUAUGAAGUAGCCAAAGCUGAUGAUGUAAACAACAAUUACAGUUUAUGAUUAUGAUUGACUUUAGUAAAGAUAAGU